AUGCCAAUGGAUCCCCCUUUAGUUCAACUAUAUUAUUUUGUCCUCAAUCACUUAGCAACGUCACAAUCAACUUCACGCCACUAUCUAUUUCACCAGUCCUCAUUCACUUGGGUACGGACAAUCUCUAAUAUGGCGUUGGAUCAAGAAUACGAGUCCUUAAAAUUAUUAGGUGUGGCCUUGAAAUUAUUAGGUGAGAUUGAGACUGAGCUCGAUCUCCUGAAAGCUCGUCUUGUCCGGAUGACGAAACAAGCCUUGGAAAUAUGUCAGCAGUUGGAAUUCGAAUUUGAAAAGCGGAAGCAGAGGAAUUCUGAUAUGGAAAUGAAGGAACCGGCUGAUCAUGAACUGAGAGACAAAAUUAUGUCAGGGUUGGAAAGCCAACCGGAGAAACCCGAAAACAAAAAUAGAAUCAACAAUGAAUCAAAUUUAGGGCGGAGUGAAGGAUUCGAGAAGAUGCCUGAGGAUCUGGAAAUGCUUUGA
This is a messenger RNA of Ilex paraguariensis (yerba mate), 477 nucleotides long. Lineage: Eukaryota; Viridiplantae; Streptophyta; Magnoliopsida; Aquifoliales; Aquifoliaceae. The record is from the annotation of a GenBank genome assembly.